Messenger RNA from Hevea brasiliensis (rubber tree), 2285 nucleotides. RefSeq lists its product as uncharacterized. Gene Ontology annotation, biological process: peptidyl-serine phosphorylation; intracellular signal transduction. The record is from RefSeq and is a predicted model, not a curated record. Bases 93 to 1697 code for a protein of 534 amino acids. Gene Ontology annotation, molecular function: protein serine/threonine kinase activity; ATP binding. NCBI's taxonomy places the organism in Eukaryota, Viridiplantae, Streptophyta, Magnoliopsida, Malpighiales, Euphorbiaceae. The transcript has 14 exons.
AACCUGAGUCAGCUUGCUUCGUUGUCACAAUCAUCAAAAUUUACACAAAAACCACAGGCACCGAGAGAGAGAGAGAGAGAGAGAGAGAGGCUAUGGAGAAUAAUCAACAUGAGGAGGAGGAGAAACGCGAGGACGACGACGAGGUGGGGCCCAUGGCCGGAGAGGAGGAGGAAGGAGAGGUCGGGUCAAGCUUGACGCUGGAGAGGGUGGCUGCUGCUAAGCUUUUCAUUGAGAACCACUACAAGGCUCAGAUGAAGCACAUCCAACAACGCAAAGAAAGGCGCUCAGUGCUAGAAAAACAGUUGGCAUCUUCUGAUGCAUCUCAAGAGGAACAAAUCAAUCUACUAAAGGAUUUAGAGCGCAAGGAGACAGAAUAUAUGCGACUGAAAAGGCACAAAAUUUGUGUUGAUGAUUUUGACCUUUUAACCAUCAUAGGUAGAGGGGCUUUUGGAGAGGUAAGGUUGUGUCGGGAGAAGAAGUCUGGUAACAUCUAUGCAAUGAAAAAAUUGAAGAAAUCAGAAAUGCUUAGCAGGGGACAGGUUGAACAUGUUAAAGCUGAAAGGAAUUUGCUAGCAGAAGUUGCCAGUCACUGCAUUGUCAAACUCUAUUACUCUUUUCAAGAUGCUGAAUACUUGUAUCUGAUCAUGGAAUAUCUGCCUGGUGGUGACAUUAUGACUUUGUUAAUGAAAGAAGAGACUUUGACAGAAACUGUGGCUAGAUUUUAUAUUGCUCAAAGUGUGAUGGCCAUAGAAUCUAUUCAUAAACACAACUAUAUUCACAGAGAUAUAAAACCUGAUAACUUGUUGCUGGACAAAAAUGGGCAUAUGAAGCUUUCUGAUUUUGGUCUUUGCAAGCCUCUCGAUUGUUCAAAUUUGUAUGCCAUAAAUGAAAAUGAAGCACUUGAUGAUGGGAAUUUGAAGGAAUCAGUGGAUGUUGAUGGACGAUUCCCAGAUACUGGUGGAAGGCGCUGGAAAAGUCCAAGAGAACAACUACAGCAUUGGCAGAUAAACAGAAGAAAAUUAGCAUAUUCUACAGUUGGUACACCAGAUUAUAUUGCUCCGGAAGUAUUGCUGAAGAAAGGAUAUGGCAUGGAUUGUGAUUGGUGGUCGCUAGGUGCAAUAAUGUAUGAGAUGCUUGUUGGUUAUCCUCCAUUUUAUUCUGAUGAUCCAGUAACAACAUGCAGAAAGAUUGUGCAUUGGAAAAAUCACUUGAAAUUUCCAGACGAGGCAAGGCUGACACCUGAAGCAAAGGAUCUAAUCUGUAGGUUGCUUUGUGAUGUUGAACAUAGGCUUGGUACUCUUGGGGCAGACCAAAUUAAAGCUCAUCCCUGGUUCAAAGAUAUUGCAUGGGACAAAAUUUAUGAGAUGGAGGCAGCAUUUAAACCAGAAGUCAAUGGGGAACUUGAUACUCAGAACUUCAUGAACUUUGAUGAGGUAGAACCUCCACCAACAAGAAGAGGAUCAGGACCUUCGAGGAAGCAGCUGUUUUCUCCUCAAGAUCUAAGUUUUGUUGGUUACACGUACAAGAACUUUGAUGCGAUCAAAGGGUCACGGCAUUCUUUUGAACUUAAGAGGACCUCAUCACGGUCUUCAACCGACUCUUUUCAGAGUGAUUCUGCAGUGGACUAUUCUAAGGACUUGCUUGAUGACUCAGAAAUUCAGAAGCUUACUUCGACGGGACAUUCAAUGUCGCCAUGAAGACUCACUCAAUUCUCAGUGUGUAAACUGUAUGGCAUAAUCAUAACAGACGGAGUGCUCCUCUUGCAAAGAAUUUCAUAGGUGUACAUUGCUAUUGAGGAACUUCUGUGAAGCAUGUAGCUAGCCAAGUAACAACUUGUUGUGGUUCAGUCUAAAGGUACUGUAUCCAUACCGAGUUUCCCUGACUGCGCAGGUUGGCAGAACAAAUAUGCCUACCCUUGUGGCAGUGUAGGCCCUUUCUCUUUCCCCUGUUCCCCUUUUUCUCCCUUUCUGGACAGUGUAGGAAGCUGGAAAAUCCCCGGCAGCUUUAAUCCAAAUGCCACUGAUUAGCAGCUCUUACUGUGUUGGGAGCCAUGAGCUUUUGUGAUUGAAACAGGAAAUCUAGUUUUUAUUACUCGUUUUUGCUUUUUUCUCUAGGAAUAAAAUAACAGAAAAUUGAGGAACGAGCUUUUGAUGUUAAAUUCAGUGAACCAUGUUCUUCUGUAAAUAGAUUUUUAGAUUUAUUUAUCAAAUCUAUAUGAUAAUUGUAACAAAUAAGUAUUUAUAUACCCAAUCGGGUUAAAAAUGGAAGCUCUCUUUCUUUAUCAA